GAUUAGGCAUAGAUUGGCUAUUCAUCUUGAUAAAAAUGCCAGCAUCUAAUAACAUAUGGCUUACAGUCCACUACUUCCGUUUUCAUUAUCUCCAUGCUUUCGUCUUUAAUGCUAACAUGUGUAUUGUGGCCAAGAAAAACUACUGAAGCUGACCGAAUGCAAAUCAUUCAAUUUUUUGCACACAGAUUUCAAUUUAGUUACAGUUCAUUUAUGGUUUGCAACCCACCCGUCUAACAACUAAAACUUGUGUGCAGCUGAGCUACAUCCGACUUCAUUGCGUUAUAUAUUAUCAUUAGAAUUAGCAUUGACAUCUCUCUCACUUGACUUAUUUACAAAAUUGGGAAAAAAAAACAGUCUGGUCUUUGUUAAGUGCAGCCUAAAGCUCAAACUCUUAGCCUUGCAGUUCCAGAGCUUUUAUCUGAGCAUGUGGGUGUGCUAACUUUGUGAUAUCGUAUGGUGGGUGUUUGGAUUUCUAGGCAUGGGGGUUUAAAAUGGAUUUUGUCGACGAGAGAAGUGGAAAGUGAAGGAAUCCUGCUUUUGAAAAAUGUUGAAGAAUAAUCUCUUUAGCCUUUCGGCUGCAGCUGCCAAGCUGGUGCAGGAAUAACUACAAUUGGAACACUGUUGAAGACAUCUCAAAGAGAAGCUAGUUUCCCUAUCAAACAAAAAAAUAAUUUUACCAACAUUAAAGAAAAAGUUGCACCCCCUUUCCACCUACGCGCCUUGUUUAUAAAAAUCUAUACACAAUCGUAAAGAGUAGCUUCUUAAAUCUGUUAGGCAAUAGGAUUCAUAAUUGUUUCAAUUUUUUUUCCUUCACCUGUGACCAUACCCUGUACAUAACAAGUGGGCAACUGUAAUCUGUUUAUUUUUGCGUAUCAGGCUCUAUCUGCAAAUUGGGCUGUAUCACUAAUAGUUUGAAAGAGCAAGAAAUUCAUUGAUUUUGUUUGAAUACCCUUCUGCAGGAUAGGCUGUGCUUACUACUUAGAGAGAAAUCAAAUUAGUUUCUAAUUGCAUUGAACCUUAAACGAAGGCAGGGAAAAUUAAGAGGGGAGUUAUCCAAUGCCAGGAAGUAUCCGAGUAUCAGUUCUCGAGUCAGUAGAUUUGCCUCCGGAAGCCACAGGAGGAAAAUACGUGUCAAUUAAAGUUAGUAUUGGCAAAAAAGAAUUCCAGACAAAGCCUUCUGAAGUAAAUGGAGGAAGAACAGCAGCGUGGAAUUCAAAUUUUGCUUUCCCGGUACUAAAUCUUCAAGACAAUCUAAUGGUGGCACUUCUUGAUAGCAAGGGCAAUGCCAUUUCUCAAACAGAGAUUGGAACCCCAAUUAUUGUUGAGAAGGGCUCCUUGGAAGAAAUAUUUCCCCUUAAAGGUGGCGGGUGUGUUCAUCUAAGGUUAAGCUUUGUUCUAACAUUGGAGGAGCGCAUGAAGAUUGAGGCCAUGAGGGAGGCUGCUCUUGAAAAGAAGUACAGAACUGUCAACAAAAAUCCCACCACCCAGGUACUGAACUCAGGAAAAGAGAACAGGACUAGUGCUCUGAUUUCUGGCACGGUCAUUUCACAAAAAAUACUUAGGGAUGUUAUUAGUAAAGAUGAAAGCUACAAUGAGAAGAAUCAAAUAACAACUAUAGUUGUUCCCCGAGUAUCAUUACCAAAUGAGAUGCAAAAGAAAACAGAGACUACUGAACGAACAUCACUUGCUCCAAUAUCAUCACCAAUUGAAAAUGUCAUUCAUAAAGAGACUUCUAGUCAUGAUUUAAAGGAUAUAUCUGAUCAGAAUUUGGAAGAAAAUGGUUGCCAGUAUCUGCCUGUAAAUGAACUCGAGGAAGCAGCUGCAACUGUUUCAUCUAAAGAGCUCACUCCACCCAUCAAAGAUUCAUCUUUGCUUUCUGAUAACACGUCAUUUCCAAAAUAUGAGAGUAUAGAGGUCGUGCAAGAAAAUACCCUGUUGGCAAAUGAAAAUAUAAUGCUUGCUCAGUUACCCCCUGUGAAAGACAGCCUUGCAGAAUUGGAAAAUUCAGAGGUCCAUAAUUUUACCGAUAAGUUUUCUGUGAUUGGACAUGGGCAGAUUGAGUUUGAAAAGAAAGAUACAACAUCAAUAAUUGCAGACAUGGUAGUUUCUGAGACACCAAUAGCUUCUUCAGGAUCCUGUCUUCUGCCAGAUUCUUCAGAUAGUCAUGAUUUUGUAAAUUUAGAUACUCAAUUUCAUGGUGGAACUCCUGAUAUGCCUUCUGAAUCAAAUUCUUUGUCAGGAUCUGAGGGAACUGCAAAUUCUUUAUCUGUAAUAACUUCAAGUGAAGAAGGCAUACCUACCUCAAGUUUACCUACUUUUCCGAAUGUACUGGCAUCACAUUCUUCUGAAUCAAAUUCUUUGUCAGGAUUUGAUGGCACUGCAAAUUCUUUAUCUGUAAUAACUUCAAGUGAAGAAGGCAUAGCUACCUCAAGUUUAUCUACUUUUCCGAAUGUACUGACAUCACAUUCUUCAAGGGAUGGUUCUAUUUCCUUGUCUCAUUUGGUAGAUAGCCCAGGUGAUGCAACAGAAGAGAAAACUAUUCCCUUUCCAAACAUUUCCCCCAAGAGCACUCAACUUGAUCAAAAUUUUCAGCUACAUCAGUCCAUUCAUUCAACUGAAAUUCCACAUGCUUCAACUACAUAUGAUAGUAUCCCUGGCAAAGAAAUCAUUACUGCAAGUCAUCCUGAUUCUGACUUUUGUACAGAAGAUUUGUGUACGGAUCAAACUUCGGCUAUUGUGAUCAAUACUGAAAACACACAACUGCUUGCUCAAAAUAUAUGCUUGGCACAAAGCAGUAAUAUUGAUUCUCUCUACAAAGUCUCACAAUCAGACACUGGAAAUGGUUCCUUAUCUGGUAAAGAAACAGAGGGAGUUUGUGAAGCAUCAUCUUUGCAGGCAGUUCCAUGUCAACCAUCAUCAACAGCAAAAGGCCUUACACAAUCUGUUUCUUCCAAUGUCUCUCAGCUGAUUGAUAACAAGUUUCACAUUGUUCUGUCCACUUCUUUUCCUAAUCCUCAAGCAUCACGCACUGUAAUAGGGGAUGGUAGACAGAAUAGUGUCAAAGCAAAAAUAAAAGUUUUUGAGAGCACUUUAUCCUCACAGACUAAGAAGGGGGUUAAACAGAGUGGUGUGAAGGAAAAGAUAAAGGUUUUUGAAAGCAGUUUAUCUCAGGACCCAGAUAGUCAUACCAUUUCCUCACCAAAAACAAAUCACAAAAUUGAAGCACUAAGGGCUCGGCAGCGGUUACAGGAAGAAGCAGCUUCUGCAGAAGCUGCAGAGGCUAGAAGGCGGGCUGAAGAAGAGCAAGCAAAAAUGAAAAGCACCACUGAGGAAAGAGAUGGAAAUAAGGAUUUCCAGAAGAGGCAGGAAGAGUUACGAUUCUCAACACCAGCUAAGCUGAAAAGAAAAGAUUUGGAAAGAAAUGAGGAAGGGGAUAAGAGACAACCACAGAAAGAUGUAAAAAAUAUCACAAAUUCUAAAGAGGAUAUAAGAACACAGACAUUCAGAGAAGAGGAAGAGAGCACAUUAACGAAACACCCGAAAGAGAAAGGAAAGAAUCUAUCAAGGGCAAUUAAAUCUAAAGAAACGAUGACAGAAAAUGAUUGUAUGCAAAGAGCUGUCAACUGGGAAACAAUGAGACUUGGUGAGUUACAAUUGAAUAGAGAUUUUCAAGGCACAGUUGUGAAACCAGAUAUAUCUGCAAAAGAGAAUGAAGUGGUAGAGAAAUCACUGAUGUAUGAAUCUACAAAAGUGACACGGAGUAGCAAAGCAUCUGAACAAAACCGGGAUGUAGGAAUACAAGCGGGGGAAAGCCAGCUUAUUAAGCCUAAAGGUGUAAGAUCAGUUAUGGAAGCCAGGGCAACCAGGAAUGAAAAGGGAAAAAAGGAGCAAAGCAGUAAUCAUGACCAUAUCAUUGAGCAAACAGUGCAUUCCAUGAUAUCAGGACGGUCAUUUGCUGAGGACAUGUCAGCUGAAAAAGAUCCUACCAUACCAGAUGAAAAACUUGAGGAUUUAGUAAAUGGCUCCACAGAAUUUGGGGGAUUUAUUAAACAGGCAUUGAGUGCAGCAGCAUUGUUGGCUACUGGAGCACUCUUAAUGUGGCUGAGAGGAGAAACAAUGAAAGCGAGGAGGUCUCGCAUGGCUCAACCCAAUAAUCAGCAUUAUUUCCUACCAAAUGAAGAGGCAACAAGUAGGAGUCUUCAAGGAGAAUUCGGUGAGCCAAAUGGAAUCUCCAAUUUCAGUCCAGAGGCAAUGGAAGUUAAAGAGAUGCAACAAAUUGGAGGAAUUGGAGAUCUUCGACUUCCAAAAUUGAGAAAUAAACUACAAAUAGAUACAAAAAGAGAUUCAAUUAAAUCAAGAUUCCACUUCUUAAAUGAAGAGGAACAAUAUUUGGAAAUGAUUGUUCGAAGAGAACGACAACAACUUCAAACAUUAGCUCAUGCAUUUUGCAAGAUCAUCCAAAGGGCACAACAAGAUAUGGUCUUGAAUAAGGAUGAAUUAUGUGGAUCAAUUCAUACACAAAGAGACUUAGAUAUUUCCUUAAAUAGUACAGAGUUACAACGACAUGUAUAUCUAGAUAACUCUGACAAGUUGCAAGAAGAAAAAAUUAGAUUUGUGGCACCAACUCCUGAUAUGAUGAAAAAAAUAAGAUAUGAUUCUACAUGUAUAGAAAAGUUACAAAGCAAUAUCAAAGAUCUUAAAGAGAAAUCUUUAGAUGUAUUAAAUUCAGUGAAAGAAAUUGAGCUAAGGCGUCGAAUGGUUCAUGAAGAACUUGGUAUACUUUCAAGAGCAACACAAGAAGAUCCAAAUAAGAUCCUUUACAACCGAUAUAUUUUCAUGCCAUAUUUCAAAGGAAACUUAAAAUUUCAAAAUGUAAGACCCAUAACAUCAUCAAAUUUAAAUGAGCGAUGUUGUGCAUGCUUAUCUAAUCUUGAACAUGAUGGGUUUUAUGGAUUGCAAUGCAAUCAUUUAUACCAUUUCAGUUGUCUUUUAAUAUAUCUUAUUGGUCAAAACAAAUGUGCUACUUGCAAGGAUGUAAUAUCUUAUGAGACAUACUUGAAUCUUGGGAUUGAAGAUUUUAUUCCCAAGGAAGAAAUUUUAGAUGUAGGAUCCUAGCUAGUCCUUGAUUAU
Cryptomeria japonica (Japanese cedar) is the source of this 5130-nucleotide messenger RNA. RefSeq lists its product as uncharacterized. The coding region runs from base 1057 to 5115 and encodes 1352 amino acids. The transcript is spliced from 13 exons. Lineage: Eukaryota; Viridiplantae; Streptophyta; Pinopsida; Cupressales; Cupressaceae. The record is from RefSeq and is a predicted model, not a curated record.